UUCAGUCACCUACGGAAAGUGCUAAUAGUGUCAUAGAAUAAAUACUACGUACAGAAGAGACACCCUCCGCCCUGCACCGACAGCUUGCCUACCUCACCCCGCUUGGAAUAAAGUGCGCGCGCAGACUGUCUCUCUCGCCUCGCUCACACGCACGAGAUGAUUUGGUGGUUAGUGACACCGUGCGCGCUGGUGGUGUGCGCAUACGCCGUGCUAUGGCUACACGGGCGGCGCGCGCGCAAGCUGCUCGCAGGCUUGCCCAGCUAUCCGCCGCUGCCCUUCAUCGGGAACACACACCAAGCUUUUGGUGAUGGAGAAUUUUUGAUGAGGAGCAUUAUAAAGUUUUCCAAAAUCAUGGAGGAAAAGAAAUUGCCGUUUAAAUUUUGGAUCGGACCGUAUCCCGUUAUAGUUGUAAGUGAUCCUGAAGAUGUACGAGCCAUAACAACUACGUUCGCGGAGAAACCAUACUUCUACAAGUUUGGUCGAGACUUUGUGGGGGAUGGACUACUGUCUGCUCCUGCCUCGAUAUGGAAGCACAACAUCAAGAAGCUGGGCGGCACCUUCACCGGCACAGUGGUAGGCGGCUACCAGGACAUCUUCAAUGCGCAGGCGCAGAAACUUGUACAGAAACUGAAAACUGACGCAGGGAAGGAACCCAUUGACGCUUUACACAAGUAUAUUGCUAUGACGACUCUGGAAGCUAUUUGUGAAACUGCACUUGGAGCAUCAGACGAUAUGACAGAGGAUCUAGUCAGCUUGGAAUAUCACAAAGCAUUCAGACGUGGACAGGAGCUCAUAGUAGACCGGCUGAUGACCUUGCCGUAUCAUUUGGACUUCAUCUACCAUCUCACUCCAGCGCACAAAGAGCUGAUGACGUAUAAGGACUUGAUGCACGGGUUAUCUGAGAAGAUGAUACAAAAACGACGAAGGGAGAGGCAAGAAUUAAAAAUUAAUGGAACUUUCAAUUCGAGUGAGACGACAACAACGAAGUUUAGACCGUUCUUGGACGUCCUGUUAGACAUACAAGACGCCGACCCGACUGUAUCGGAUGACUACAUAAAGUCUGAAGUGUUCACAAUCAUUAUGGGUGGUCAGGACACUGUGGCCACGGCCCUGAGCUUCACGUUACUCAUGCUCGGGAGUUAUCCUCAUAUCCAGGACAAAUUGUAUGCUGAGAUAAAAGAAUUAUUUGGAGAUAGCAAACGACCGUUGACUACAGAUGAUCUGGCACGCUUGAGUUACUGCGAGGCUGUCAUUAAGGAAACCUUGAGGUUGUAUCCGCCAGCACCCUUCGUUAUUCGGGACUCUGACAGAGAUCUUCAGCUAAAAUCAUGCUUGAUACCAAAGGGGACUGGUUGUGGAGUGUGCAUAUGGGGGACAGGACGAUUGAAGAGUACUUGGGGAGAGGAUGCGGAGCAGUUCAAACCAGAACGAUGGUUUGAGGAGGGAUGCCCGGAGAUGUCCCCCAGUUUCAUUCCGUUCAGUUUUGGCAAGAGGGUUUGUAUAGGUAAAAAGUACGCUUUCUCGAUUCUGAAGACAAUUCUGACAUACUGCAUCAGAGAACUGGAGUUUGAAUCUGACAUCAGCGAUCUAGUCCUGAAGCUGGAAAUUACUAUGAAAGCAUCGAGAGGAAAUCUGUUGAAAGUUCGAUUUAGGGACGACUCAAAAUAGAGAUGUAAGUACAGCAGUGUGAUUCUUUAAGACACUGGUGUAAUUGCUGUUACACUUGCUAUUGCGCUGCGGUUGAC
Molecule: messenger RNA, 1745 nt
Organism: Pectinophora gossypiella (pink bollworm)
Lineage: Eukaryota; Metazoa; Arthropoda; Insecta; Lepidoptera; Gelechiidae
Product: cytochrome P450 4V2-like
Exons: 11
Coding region: 157-1668 (503 amino acids)
Molecular function (GO): oxidoreductase activity, acting on paired donors, with incorporation or reduction of molecular oxygen; heme binding; iron ion binding
Source: RefSeq, a predicted model, not a curated record